This is a messenger RNA of Neolamprologus brichardi, 4224 nucleotides long. RefSeq names its product sulfiredoxin 1 homolog (S. cerevisiae) (gene srxn1). Gene Ontology annotation, molecular function: sulfiredoxin activity. Lineage: Eukaryota; Metazoa; Chordata; Actinopteri; Cichliformes; Cichlidae. The record is from RefSeq and is a predicted model, not a curated record. Gene Ontology annotation, biological process: cellular response to oxidative stress. Gene Ontology annotation, cellular component: cytoplasm.
AACAGUCGAGUGUACUGUAGUCGGUGGGUAUGCUAAAUGUUUCGGCUGUACUGUGGUGCAAAAUCUCCGCUGAAGCUGGUGUUUUUAACCGGCAGAAAUAUGUCGAUAGCGCCCACUGACCGUGGACCGGCGGUCGGUGACCAAAGCACCGACAACAGGUCGAUUCACUCGGACACCGUGGAGGAGGUCCAUAACAUCCCGAUGCAGGUCAUCAUCAGACCAUUUCCUCCAGUGCUGGACGAGCAGAAAGUCCAGAGCUUGAUGGACACAAUAAGGGAGACGGCAGACAUCAGCGUUGUUCCUCCUAUUGAUGUGCUCUGGAUCAAAGGCAGCGAGGGAGGAAAUUACUACUACUCCUUUGGAGGCUGUCACAGGUUUGCUGCCUAUCAGAGGUUGAACGUGCAGACCAUUCCAGCAAAGAUCAUCAAAUCUAACAUCACAGACCUAAGCACUUACUUGGGGGCUUCAACGCCUGAUCUGCGGUGAUGCUGGAGCAGCUUGGAGAUUUUCACCCCACUCCACCCCCGCUUCAAAUGUACUUGCCUCAGGUGGAUCAUACAUAAUAUGGCUGUAACUCUCCUGUUAGUGACUGCGGAGCAAAGGCUUUGCCAGCAGGGGGAAAUGUAGCUCUUUAGUUAAAUAUGUUACAUUUUGUGAUUUGAAACAGCUUGUAUGUAUGCAUGUUAAUCAUGUGAUAGCUUUAAUGUUGCCAAAUACCAUCUGCACAUACAAAUUUAACAGUUUUCUUAAAGUUCUUUAUUUAAAAAAUAUGACGGCUGAGAUUGGGCUAAGAUAAGUUUUUUUUUUUUUUUUACUUAAAUCGACUUAUAGUGUGAAAGUAUGAAAGAGAAAAUGAAUUUAGCACAUCUUCAUCUUGGCUAUAAAAUGAAACCUUAGCAUCGAGCCCAAUAACAAUAGACAAAAGUGAGAGUGUCGAUCAUCUUACUUCAUGUAAGGAGAAAGGCGAGAUGAGUUGUCAGAAAAAACGAGGCACCAACUAUUCCAUAAACCCAAUUUUAAAAGUAUAACCCUAUAUAAAAUAAUUUACUACAAGCUCUCAAUUUUGCUGGUUUUAUUGGUGAUCAAGGAAUAAAUAUUACAACUAAUUUACCUACAUUUAUUAAUGAUUCAUUUUUUUAAAAAGAAAUAAAGUUAAAUAUAAAUAAAGUCAGCAUUCUCAGCUGUUUGCUAAUAUCAUAAAGAUGAUGUGAAGAAGAUUGUUAUAAUAUCAAACUUCUUAAAAAGUGACAUAAACAAAGACAUGCUACAUAUGUAUACGAUUCAACGCUGCAAAAAAUUGUAAAGAGAAUACGACUUGCAUCAAUUUUUUUUAAAGCAUGUAGAGCCUCUAUUUUCUCUUUUCCAUCAUCCUCUAUGGUGUCUCAACUCUGCUUCAUCUAAAUCUUUGCAUAUAUAAUGCCAGUUACUCAUUAUUUUGAUGCUAAAUGUAGCGCCUAAUAGCAAAAGUUAUUGGCUGCUCAAAUGCGAGUAGUGGAUCAGCUCAACCCCAUCAGUCUUUUAAAUGAUGAAGCAGUUGUUGUAGCAGUGUGUUUAUUCUGUAAACAUAAUCAAGUAACCACCCACCCCCCCCCACCCCCCCAGUGGAGGAUGGUUGGAGAUGAUCAGGUGUUUUCACAGCAGACGUUUUUACUUGUCAAAGUUGGAAAAAGCACAGCUGUUGCUGAUAAAAUGAACAACUUCUCAUUUCUGUCGAAGCUCUCCUGUGACAGCGAGCCAGCCUGCACAGCGCGGCAGCAGAAAGGGAAGCAGUGAAACUGAAUUCAGCUAUCAUUAAUUUUACUUAUGUGCUUUUACUGUUGUGACACUUGCUUACAAAAAAAAAAGCCUGUUGUAUCCACCAGUGGCUUUUCUUCAAAUUCACCUCUUGAGGUGCUUCUGAGUACUGAGGAAGAUUUAAAUACACCUUCCCUGUCGCUGGUUGAAGUUAUUUUUGUCUGAAUUGUAUUAGAAAGUCCCCGUGGAUCUAGUUAUAAUUUUAGAAUCAAAUGGACGACUUUAUGUUGCAGCUGCAUAUUUUCUUUUCAAUAACUAAGAGACAAUUACUCCAAACUGCUGUUUUUCCGUUUUUUAUAAAUCCCUGUAGCUCUGGUGUCACACAACCCUGCAGUUUUUCAGUCAUAUUCACCCACGUUGUUCAUGCACAGUCAACUUUGAUUUUGAUGUUCCAGACAGCAUAAGACAACGAGUUAAUAGAAAGGAGCCUAUAGACCAGAUGGCUUGCCGAAGGAGUGAGGUGUUAUGAGAACAUCAAGCUGACAAAAUGCAAGAUGUUAAGUCUUGCUGAAUCUGCUCAUUGUGCUUGCCGUCAGUCUGUCUCUUUCUGUUGUUUCAAAGUGAUCCCCAGUGUAACCGUCCAGAUUGUGUUUUGACAAAGAAAGCGGAGGAUCCUUCAUUGUACUGGUCAGCUCGUAUCAAAUACUUUAACCAAGGCGAUCUCAGAUGCAUACGAAAAAUACCCUGAUUAGUUGCUCGCUCUUCAGGCUAUGGUUUGGACUACAAAUGUUUCUGUCUUGCCCUACCUCACAUAAAUAAAUGCACACCUCUUUUAUGUAGCACCUUGUUUAUUGUUGUCGUUGACCUUGAGGCAGGCCUUGCUUACUAAAUCAAGCCAGACAGCAGUUCCUUUGCCUCAGUCUUAGAGGAAGGAACUGUCGUCUUACAGAAUAAUAUAAGUACGCUAUACAUUGAGUCGUGGCCUUUCCAACAUCAGCUGAGAGCAACCUGCUGAUCUCCCUUUGUGGCCAUCAAGGAAGUGAAGGGAGACCCGGGGCAGCUUUUACCGAGCGGCCCCUAAAGGACUCUAAAUUUCACCUUUGAAUCGUCGCGUGUGAGAAGAUUUCCUGUGGCUCCCUCACUGUCUGGAAGUAACCGUAUCCUCAAAGGGGUUUUGACACGCAAUACUGGUAUGAAAAAAUACAUUGCACCUGUUGCUUCAGGGGAGCGGUUUCCAUGGGUGGUUCUGCACACUUUAUCUUUGAGGAUUUAAACAGAUCAAGGGGAUUUGAGGGUUAAGAAGAGGAACUGUUUGAGGCAAAUGGAUGGAUUCUAACACACACACACACGCAACUCACAAAUGAAUUUUGUUUUUGGGAGAGGUGGUUGGUGACGUUCUUGCCAAUUGUUUGCCCGACUUGUGUUUCAGCCAAUUUCCUGUUUCCGGGCUUAAUCACAUGUUGAAGGCUGUCAUUAUUCAGAAAGAGAGAGAGAAACGCCUACAGUUUAUGAUUAUUUAAAGAGCCUGCUCCUGUACCUGAGGAAAUUAUUUUAUUUAUUAAAACAGUGCAACACAUUGAUCAAUAAAACAUUAUGUGACCACAGCAGCGUGACGAGGCACCAGGAUAGCACACGGAUAAAUUGAGGCCACGCCACUUCCAUAGACUGGAUUUCCAUUUCUCAUUUACUUUUUGGCUGUUUGCUGCUGUAUUGCUUUUACUGGUAUUUACUUCAUGUUUACAAGCCUUUUAUUUGGUGAUGCUUUUUUGCACUGAACAGGGUUUGAUGUAGUUAAAAUAUUUUAAAAAAAAAGAAACACCGAAACAAAUACACAGAAGUGGACAAAUGAAACAAAAACUGGCUAUUUUUGUAUCAAACAUCAGCAUGAAUAAUAAUGGAAGACUAUAAAACAAAUUGACCGAUAUUAAAAUUUAUGUUUUUGAUGUGCACACUUAUAAAAUAGUUCUGACAGUAUCUUAACUGUCUUUCCUUUCUUGUGCUAUUUUGAGGGAGCCCAUGCAGAUUGUGGGGCUCUAAGCAAUAACUUUUAUAAUGAGGAGGUUAGGAAGAGUUAAUAAACAUGUUGGACUUUAAAAGCUCUAUUCACAUUAAAAGCACUAAUUAAGGAAAACAAGUAUCUUGUUUAUGUAGCUGUUAGAGUGGCUUCAGAUUUUAAAAAAAUUAAAAACGUUAGACUUCAGUAAUGAAUGGCUUUUGAACCUUUUCUGGUUACAGCAGGCUUUGUGUCUGCAACACAUAGACAUCAAAUAUCUUGGAUUCAGUAAAAAAACAACCAAAAAACACACACUUAAAAUCAGAACAUGUCUUUCAUCUUCACUUUGUUUUGGUCAUAUCUGCUGGAAAAGAACUGGAGUAUCAUCUUCACUUCAGCAUCCAAAUCCUAUUGAAAAACAUUUUUAUCAUUGUUGAAAUUAUAUGCCUGUAAUGGUUUAGAACUGUAUGAAUUAAAAUGAUGCAAUUUUCUACAAU